UUCGAUAACCCAGACUUCAGCAAACUUCAGCAAACUUCAGAGAGGGAACGCAGCGACGGCCAUUGCCUUUGUUAUCGGCGGGCCUGGAUUGGCUCGCCCGGCGUCUCUUUGGCUCAUGUCAAAGUCUCCGUCUCGAGGUUCCCUGUAUUUGGGACUUGGGUCUGUCUAUACCUGGCUCUUAGACUGAGGUGA
Messenger RNA from Colletotrichum orchidophilum, 192 nucleotides. RefSeq lists its product as uncharacterized. The transcript has a single exon. The annotation marks the transcript as partial. The record is from RefSeq and is a predicted model, not a curated record. NCBI's taxonomy places the organism in Eukaryota, Fungi, Ascomycota, Sordariomycetes, Glomerellales, Glomerellaceae.